AUGAAAGCCACUACCCAGCUGCGCCAGAUGCUCGCCUCCGACCGGAUGGUCGUUGCGCCCUUCGUACUCAACGCCCUGCAUGCCCGCAUCGCCGAAGACGUGGGGCACCAGGCCGUCUACAUGACCGGCGCCGGCACCGCCGCCGAGCGCGGCUUCCCCGAUGUCGGCCUGCUCACCAUGACCGAAAUGGUAGCCAACGCCAAGUACAUCGCGGACGCCGUCAACAUCCCGGUUAUCUGCGACGCCGAUACCGGGUACGGGAACCCCCUCAACGUGCACCGCACCGUCCGCGAGUACGAAGCCGCCGGCGUGGCUGCCCUCCACCUCGAAGACCAGGUGUUCCCCAAGAAGUGCGGCUUCUUCGCUGGCAAACAGGUGGUGCCCGCCGAGGAGCACGUCCAGAAAAUCCGCGCGGCCCUCGACGCCCGCACCGAUCCCGACUUUGUCAUCAUCGCCCGCUGCGACGCCUACGCGGUCACCGGCUGGGAGGAUACCGUGCGACGCUGCCGUGCCUACGUCGAGGCGGGCGCCGAUCUCGUUUUCGUCGAUGGCAUCAAGUCCCAGGACGACAUCCAGCGCUACGCCGCCGACCUGGCCGACGUGCCCCGCAUGUACAACGGCGACCUGGCCACGACGCAGACCAUGGACGAACUGGGCUACAAGAUCAUGAUCUGCGGCAGCACCAUCUGGCUCAUUUACAAGCAGGUGCGCGCCGCCUACGAAGAGCUCAUGAGCGCCGGCAAAGUGGACCCCGACCGCUUCGGCACCCGCUGGGACGUCGCCUCCGUGCUUGGGCUGGACGCCAUUUACGAGCUGGAAAAGAAGUACGGCGUGCAGGACGUGGGCACCGACGUCGCGGGCCUCGCCGCGGCCCAGGCCGCGCAGAUGGCCGCCGACGCUGCCGUGCUCACCCCUGCGGACGACUAA
Messenger RNA from Geodia barretti, 927 nucleotides. Lineage: Eukaryota; Metazoa; Porifera; Demospongiae; Tetractinellida; Geodiidae. The record is from the annotation of a GenBank genome assembly.